CAGAAGAGUACAAAUAUCAUAGGCUGUCUCAAAUGGUGGAGCUCCAUGGUGUCCCCACACCUUAUCAUUCCUUAUCAUCACACCAAGCUAUCCAAAAUCUUUGAAAGAAACUCAAAAUUUGCUCAAACUUCAUCGCAAACGCUUCACUUUUUUAAGCGCCUCCGCCUCCCUUCGCCAUCCUUUCCUCUUCCCAUACAAGCUAUCCAAAAUUUGAAAGGAACUCGAUAACUUGUUCAUAGAAGUUGUACAACUGCACAGUAUAAAGGCCUCAACUUUUUCAAGCAGUCUCCCUCUUCCCUUCUCCAAGUUCACCCCUUCCCCUUCGUCUUCCUUCCUUCACUUUAACACCUCCCUUUUUUUUUUGUCUUUUUUUGGUCAUCAUCAUCUUCAUCUUCUUGUUCUUCUUAUUCUUAUUCUAUCACAUCGAAUGUUUCAUGUCAUUCACAAAACGCAAUAUAACCAUUUGGCUAAGACGCACUUCGAUGUCCUUUUGAGCUGGAGCAAGCUCGUCUCUAUAUUGGGAAAUAGAAGGAAGAAGGGGGCAUUCUGGUCACUGAGAGAAAGAGGGAGAGAGAGCACAGAGAAGCAGGGAGCAGGAGCACUUUCGUUCGGCCUUGGCUACUAGCUUUGAUUGGGGUCUGAAGUACAUGAAAGGCGAGUGAUUUCUGAUAAUGGAUAGAUAAUGGACAGGGCAAUCAGACAUCCCUCACCACGUUAUUCCCCCAUCAUUCUCUCAAAGGAAUCUACUUUCACGGAACCAAUGAUUCAGGAUUCCUACCAAUAAUCAUCACCAAGCCACCUCCAUCUUCUUGCUUCUUAUCGCCAUCAUCUCUUCUGCCGCCCCCUUGGAGCCAAAUCCCACGAGGGUGAUACAGUUCCUGUUCGAUUCUAGUCAACUGAGAUUACCACUUCAUCUUGGUUCUUCAAAUCUAGCUCUUCAUUGCAAGCAUACCGUUGAGUUCCUGGUUCAAAAGAACAUGAAUACUUAGUUGCUACUCUGGAUGAUCUUUCUUACUGUCAGAAGAUUGAAUUUUGAUAAGUAUGCUGGUUAUGGAUCUUCUAUGAUUUCCCCAUGAACUGGUUUAUUGAUGCUGGAGUCAUGGAGCAGAAGAGUGGCUUCCUUGGUGAUAAGGGCAAGUGUUGGUUAUGGUGGGCAGAGGAACUCUCGUUGAGGGGUUGGAAGAACCACAUCUACUGCCAUUAUUUUGGUUCCAAGAAAAUCAGGGAGACUUGGUGGAGAAAGCUUCUCUUUUUAUGGGUUGUAGGUUGGUUGCUUGGUUCUUUAUGGAUUUUCUGGUUCAUGUACUCACAAGCUGUUGAGAAGAGGAAGGAGACACUAGCGAGUAUGUGCGAUGAGCGAGCUCGGAUGCUGCAAGACCAAUUCAAUGUGAGCAUGAACCAUCUUCAGGCUUUAGCAAUUCUUAUAUCAACCUUUCAUCAUGCAAAAGAGCCUUCUGCAAUUGAUCAGAUGACUUUUGCAAGAUAUGCUGAAAGAACUGCUUUUGAGAGGCCAUUGACAAGUGGUGUAGCUUAUGCUGUUAAGGUUUUACAUGCUGAAAGAGAGGAGUUUGAGAGGCAACAGGGAUGGACCAUUAAGGUAAUGUAUUCCAAAAAGCAAUCUCUGGCUGCUGAGACACAGGAGGUGUCACCUGUACAAGUGGAGUAUGCUCCUGUUAUAUUUGCGCAAGAUGCAUUUAAGCAUGUAAUCUCAAUUGAUAUGUUGUCGGGCAAGGAGGACCUUGAAAAUAUCCUAAGAGCCAGGUCGUCUGGGAAGGGUGUUUUAACAGCUCCCUUCAGGCUUCUAAAAUCAAAUCGUCUCGGUGUCAUCCUUACAUAUGCGGUCUACCGGAGAGAACUUCCUGUAGAUGCAACUUCGCAUGAGCGAAUCCAAGCUGCCAUUGGGUACUUGGGUGGAAUUUUUGAUGUUGAAGCUUUGGUAGAUAAAUUACUUCACCAGCUUGCUUGUAAGCAGUCUAUUAUGGUUAAUGUUUAUGACAACACUAAUUCUGAUGAACCUAUAAGUAUGUAUGGUGCAAACAUUACUAAUAAGGGCAUAUACCAUAAAAGUUCUCUCAAUUUUGGGGACCCAAUGAGAAAACAUGAGAUGCAUUGCAGGUUCAAGCAAAAUCCACCUUUGCCAUGGCUUGCAAUUACAACUUCAUUUGGAGCUCUCGUUAUUGCAUUACUGAUCGGCUACAUUUUCCAUGCAACUGUCAACCGCAUAGCUAAAGUAGAAGAUGACUACAGAAAAAUGAUGGAGCUUAAAAAGAGGGCAGAGGCAGCAGAUGUUGCUAAAUCACAGUUCUUGGCGACUGUUUCUCACGAGAUCAGAACCCCGAUGAAUGGAGUUUUGGGUAUGCUACAAAUGCUCAUGGACACUGAUCUUGAUAUAACACAAGAAGAUUAUGUUAGAACUGCUCAAGCUAGUGGGAAGACUUUGGUCUCACUUAUAAAUGAGGUUCUUGAUCAGGCAAAAAUUGAAUCUGGUAAGCUUGAGCUUGAGGCUGCUCCUUUUGACUUGAGAUCUGUUUUUGAUGAUGUCCUGUCACUCUUCUAUGUUAAAUCUCAAGAGAAAGGAAUUGAGUUGGCAGUGUAUGUUUCCGAUCUGGUUCCAGAGACCCUUAUUGGUGAUUCAGGACGAAUUCGCCAAAUCAUCACGAACCUGAUGGGUAAUUCAAUCAAAUUCACAGAAAAGGGGCAUAUAUUAUUAACUGUUCAUCUUGUAGAAGAGGUUAUGGCUUGCUCAUUAGAAGAGGAAAAGAAGGGACAUUCUUUGUAUAGCUUGAGUGGUUAUCCAGUGAUUGAUAGAAGGCAAAGCUGGGCUAACUUUAAAAUCUUCAACCAAGACCUUCCAGGAUUUCAGCAGAUUCUCUCAUCUUCAUAUUCUGACCUUAUAAACCUGAUCAUUUCUGUUGAAGAUACUGGAGUGGGGAUCCCGCGCGAAGCCCAAUCCCGAGUAUUUACUCCCUUCAUGCAGGUUGGGCCCUCGAUUUCAAGGAUUCAUGGAGGUACUGGAAUUGGGCUAAGCAUUAGCAAAUGCUUGGUGAGUCUAAUGAAGGGCGAGAUUGGUUUUGCAAGUGAGCCUCAAGUAGGUUCUACAUUCACCUUUACCGCUAUUCUUUCAAGAGCACAAGCCAACUUGAACGAGUACAAGCCAUCAGAGUUUCAAGGAAUGACUUCUUUAGUCAUUGAUCAUAGGCCAGCCCGCGCAAAGGUUACAAGAUAUCAUCUCCAACGACUCGGAAUACAAUCCGAGCUAGCAAUGGAUCUGAAGGACGCCAUUCCAUUGAUUGCAGAUAGAACACAGCUUGUUAAUAUGGUACUUGUUGACAAGGAGGCUUGGUCAAAGAAUGAAGACCUUUGGCCUCUUUUUAUGGACAAACUAAGGAAGGAGAAAAAAUUAGAUACUCCAAAAGUUUUUAUUUUGGCUAAUCCUUGUAACUCUGCUAGGAACGGUUCAGCAAACUCUAUGGAAUAUGGUUCUACAGUGAUUAUGAAACCCUUAAGAGCAACUAUGCUUCUAGUAUCUUUGCAACGUGCCAUGGGAAGUGGAGGCAAGGAUAACUUCCAAAAUGGAGUGCUUCCUGGUUUGUCUUUGAGUAGCCUUCUUCAUGGAAGGCAAAUUCUUGUUGUUGAUGACAAUAUAGUGAACCUCAGAGUAGCUGCAGGUGCUUUGAAGAAGUAUGGAGCUGAAGUAACCUGUGAAGAUAGUGGAAAAAAGGCUAUAACGAAGCUCAAGCCUCCACACAAGUUUGAUGCUUGUUUUAUGGAUAUUCAAAUGCCUGAAAUGGAUGGGUUUGAGGCUACUAGAAGGAUACGCGAGAUGGAGGCUAAUAUAAACGAUCGCAUAAAGCAUGGAGAAAUUUCUUUAGAAGAUUGUGGUAAAACAUUGCAUUGGCAUGUUCCCAUAUUGGCCAUGACAGCAGAUGUGAUCCAGGCUACACAUGAGGAGUGCUUGAAAUAUAAAAUGGAUGGCUAUGUGUCAAAGCCAUUUGAAGGAGAGCAGCUAUAUAGGGAAGUCACUCGAUUUUUUAAAUCAAACACAAAGAAGAUUCAGUAGGUCAGCUUAUUGUUCUUAAUGAUACCAGAGGAUUUUGACAAGAGGGCUCUUCUAAUCCAGCCUCACGAAUCCAUCGAGCUUUUGGUUGAUUUGAUGAGUAAGCGCUCCUACGAUUAUGAGGUAAUUUGCAUUAUGCAGUUAUUAUAUAUGUCGAUAUAUAUUCAGCACUUGGAAUUAUUCUGUGCAGAAAUCGGACUCAGAACGCCGUCUAGAAACCAACCAGAAUGCGUCACGUCAGCAGUACCGAGCAGUACUAAGUCGCGGUACCGAGCACAGAGGUGACGUGGCACACUCUGGUUGGUCUCCGGAUGACGUUCGACGUCCGCACAGAAUAAUUUUUCCUGAGGUUCAGGAAAGAACUUCAUACCCUACGAUGAUGUUCCAUCACACAACUAAAUUUGAUAGUGAACAAAGAUUCUGAGGUUGGAGCAGUAGGUAGGUUUCCUCCAUUUGACCUAUAGAUGUGAUACAUUCUAGUCACAAAAAAAGAACUUUAUAUGAUGCAAGAAAUAAAUAUGGUAGCAACUUGCACUGAAGUAAGCUUUUAUUGGAAAUGUAAGCCAGGGGUGAGACUUUGCACUCUGCAAUUUCUACUCUGAAAUGGAGCUCACUAACUUCUGGUUCAGAUCAAAGCUAGACAGUGUAAAGAUGUAGAAGUAGCUAUUGACCUCAAAUUCCAUGUCCUCGUUGUACAGUAGGGAGACACUUCUUUUCCUGGUUUAAAGGUUUGUGCAGUAGAUUGAAUGAAGUGUAAAAUAAAUAUGGUAGCAACUUGGGGAGAUUCUUUGGUUCCUUCUACCAAUUAUGAUUAUGAGUGUAUAGUGAUGCACAGUCUUUGACAUCUUUCAAUUAUUUGUUGAAUCAUCUGAUAGUUUUGCAUCUGAACUUUCUCAAUACUUUAUUGCUUGGAUGUUAAUUAAUAAGAAAAAAAUUGUUCAA
This is a messenger RNA of Dendrobium catenatum, 4999 nucleotides long. RefSeq names its product probable histidine kinase 3. The coding region runs from base 1073 to 4060 and encodes 995 amino acids. Lineage: Eukaryota; Viridiplantae; Streptophyta; Magnoliopsida; Asparagales; Orchidaceae. Gene Ontology annotation, molecular function: phosphorelay sensor kinase activity. Gene Ontology annotation, biological process: phosphorelay signal transduction system; phosphorylation. The transcript is spliced from 12 exons. The record is from RefSeq and is a predicted model, not a curated record.